UUAACCCCGUCCUGACCGGGGCGGAGCGUGGCGUCCCAGCGUGGGUCCACCUGCCAAGGACUAAGGAAAUUUGGUUUCCUCCCUAGUCAGAGGAAAAAAUAAGGAGAACAGAUGAAAAAGUAAAGUCUGAAGAUUCCCAGAAAGCAGCGCUAGCUUUGGCCAACAAGAAGCUAUUUCCUGUUUCAAGAAGAUCUAAGUGCAGCAAUGAGCAGCAACGAGUGUUUCAAGUGUGGACGCUCUGGCCAUUGGGCCCGAGAAUGCCCUACUGGAGGAGGCCGUGGCCGAGGAAUGCGGAGCCGUGGAAGAGGUGGUUUUACCUCAGCGAGAGGUUUCCAGUUUGUUUCUUCAUCUCUUCCAGACAUCUGUUACCGUUGUGGUGAGUCUGGUCAUCUUGCCAAGGAUUGUGAUCUUCAGGAGGAUGAAGCCUGCUAUAACUGCGGUAGAGGUGGCCACAUUGCCAAGGACUGCAAGGAACCGAAGCGGGAGAGAGAGCAGUGCUGCUACAACUGUGGCAAGCCCGGCCACUUGGCUCGAGACUGCGACCAUGCAGAUGAGCAGAAGUGCUAUUCAUGUGGAGAGUUUGGGCACAUUCAGAAAGAUUGCACCAAAGUGAAAUGCUAUAGGUGUGGUGAAACUGGUCAUGUAGCCAUCAACUGCAGCAAGACAAGUGAAGUCAACUGUUAUCGCUGUGGCGAGUCAGGGCAUCUUGCACGGGAAUGCACAAUUGAGGCUACAGCUUAAUUAUUUUCCUUUGUCGCCCCUCCUUUUUCUGAUUGAUGGUUGUAUUAUUUUCUCUGAAUCCUCUUCACUGGCCAAAGGUUGGCAGAUAGAGGCUACUCCCAGGCCAGUGAGCUUUACUUGCCGUGUAAAAGGAGGAAAGGGGUGGAAAAAUCGACUUUCUGCAUUUAACUACAAAAAAAUGUUUAUGUUUAGUUUGGUAGAGGUGUUAUGUAUAAUGCUUUGUUAAAGAACCCCCUUUCCGCGCCACUGGUGAAUAGGGAUUAACGAAUGGGAAGAGUUGAGUCAGACUAGGAAACCUUUCUGGGUUUCUUGGAUGUGAUCCCAUGCAGGAGGUAAAACAGAUUCUGGAAGUGUCUUUGAGCUUCCAUAAGUAACUUUAAUUGUAGUAUAAUGAUGGCCUUGGAUUGUCUGACCUCAGUAGCUGUUAAAUAACAUCGAGUAACAUCUGUAUCAGGCCCUACAAUAGAGCAUCUAGUCGAGUGGGAGUAAAAAGAUGUAUAUGCCUGUUAAUGGCCAUGAGAGAGAGAGAAAUCAGGAAAAAAAACCUAAACAGUAACAACUCCGUCGCAAUGUGAAUGCUGGAGAUACAGAUGGUGAAGGCAAGGUUUGAAAUAAAUUUUUCAAAAACUAAAACUAAAACCCAGAGUAAACAUCAAUGCUUCAGAGCAAGCAUAAUUUGGAGCUAUUCAGGAGUUGCAGAGAAAUGCAUUUUCACAGAAAUCAAGAUGUUAUUUUUGUAUACUAUAUCACUUAGACAACUGUUGAGUUUUAUUUGCUGUAAUCAGUUUUUAAAAGUCAGAUGGUAAAAGCAACUGAAGUCCUAGAACAUAGAAAUGUAAUUUUAAACUAUCAAUAAAGCUGGAGGAGGAAGGGGAGUUUGACUAAAGUUCCUUUUGUUUAUUUCAAAUUUUCAUUAAUGUACAUAGUGCAAAAUGCCGUAUUAAAGAGGGGACUGUGGAGGACUGAAAA
Molecule: messenger RNA, 1710 nt
Organism: Gracilinanus agilis (Agile Gracile Mouse Opossum)
Lineage: Eukaryota; Metazoa; Chordata; Mammalia; Didelphimorphia; Didelphidae
Gene: CNBP
Product: CCHC-type zinc finger nucleic acid binding protein
Exons: 6
Coding region: 205-741 (178 amino acids)
Biological process (GO): positive regulation of cytoplasmic translation
Cellular component (GO): cytoplasm
Molecular function (GO): translation regulator activity; zinc ion binding; mRNA binding
Source: RefSeq, a predicted model, not a curated record